Messenger RNA from Colletotrichum graminicola M1.001, 1728 nucleotides. Its product is annotated as carboxylesterase. The record is from RefSeq and is a predicted model, not a curated record. The transcript has 3 exons. Bases 1 to 1728 code for a protein of 575 amino acids. NCBI's taxonomy places the organism in Eukaryota, Fungi, Ascomycota, Sordariomycetes, Glomerellales, Glomerellaceae.
AUGAGUCCCCCCGUCUUAAGCCCGACCCUGAACCAGCGGCCCACGGUGCGACUGGACCAGGGAACGUACAUCGGCACGACCCUCGCGGAGCCCGAGUUUCCGCGCGUCGUGGAAGCCUUUCUAGGCGUGCCGUACGCAAAAUGCGAACGUCUUCGGCGUGCGGUACCUCCCAAGGCCUCGGCGGACACCUUUGACGCCUCGGACUACGGCCCGGUGUGUCCGACGGCUGACCCCUCGCUUCCGUCUGACGAGCAGUGUCUUAAUGCUAACGUCUUUCGCCCGUCAGAGGCAGACAAGAGCAAGGGGGUCCAGGGCGUCAUGGAAAAGGGGAAGAAGGUGCCCGUGCUAGUCUACAUCCACGGGGGCGCCUUCAACUUUGGGCGUGGCGGGGACAGGAACCUGGCGGCUUUUGUUGCGUUUUCAAAGCGCGACCUCGUCGCUGUGAGCUUCAACUACCGGCUCGGACCGCUGGGCUUCCUCCCCUGCGGCGUCGCCGCGCGCGAGGGCAUCGCGAACAACGGGUUGCUGGACCAGAGGGCUCUGCUGCAGUGGGUUCAGCGGAACAUCGCCGCGUUCGGCGGUGACGAGCAGGACGUCACGGUCAUGGGCUUCAGCGCAGGCGCGCACUCGCUCGGCCACCACCUCCUCUCGCCGCCUUCCCGCGCCCUCUUUCAUCGUGCGGUUCUCGAAUCGGGGGCGCCUACGGCCCGAUCCGUCCUUUCGUCGACGCACCCCCGCCAUGAAGCGCAGUUCGCCCGGUUCCUCAGCCACGCCGGCGUGUCCGGUGACGCGCCCGACCAGGUCUUUCCCGCCCUACGCGCCCUGCCCCUCCGGACCCUCCUGGAUGCCUCGCUGGCGACCUGGGCCGAGGGCGCAGCCUCCGUGCAGUGGCCGUUCCAGCCCUCCGUUGACGACGAGCAAGACAGCAUCAUCCCUCAGCCGCCCAUCCAGGCCUGGGCAUCCCCCUCGCUCCCUCAACCGCCGCCCCUGAUCACAGGCUUCAAUACCUCCGAGGGGACAAUGUUCGUGCCCGCCGCCGCGUCCUCGCCCACAGCCCUGGCCAACUUCUUCUCCGGCCUUAUCCCCGCCCUCACCCCGCAAGACCUCGAGCUCCUCGAGUCCCUCUACCCGCCCGCGUCGACCUACCCUCCCCCGCCCACCCCGGCCCAUGGCGUCCAAUUCCGGCGACUGGCGCAGGCCUACGGGCAUUACGGCUACAUCGCGCCGCUCCUCCACUCGGCGCACUUGGCCUCCGCCAAGGGCGCUCCUGUGUGGGUGUACGAGUACGCCGCGCACGCGGACCUCGCCGCCGCGAACCACGGCGACCACGUCCCCGCCGCGACGCACGACACCGACGUCCUCUCAGGGCACAGGACGCCCGGCCUGCUCGCCGUCUCGGACGCGAUGCACGGGUACUGGUCGUCCUUCGCGGCCACCGCCGAAGGGCCCAACGCCCUCCCCAACGCCAGCGGCGUCGCCUGGCCACAGUUCGUCAGUCCCUUUGGCGACGACGCCGCGGGCGACUCGGUCCCGGACCCAGAGGACCCGUGCGAGAUGCGCGGCAGGAUCCUCGUGUUCGGCGAGGGCAACGAUGAGCUCAUGGGGAGGAAAGGCGAGCGGCGGAAGGGCGCCGUGGCGCGGGUGCGGACGCUGACGGGGCUCGAGGUCCGGCAGUUCCGGUUCUGGUGGGACAGGGUCGCGCUGAGCGAGGGUACGGGGGGUUGCUGA